CAGCUCCACCAACAUCAUCAGCCUGGCAGUCAGCUGGAGAAGGUGUCAGCCACGUGAAGGGAGUGUGAGGUAUCUUUGUCCAAUAUUUUCCCAUUAAUACAGAAAUCUAUUAAGUGCCACGAAGCAGGAAGGAACAUUUAGGUACAAGGAUCCCAUCAAAUUGAGGGAAAGACACAAUUCCUCUGAGAAAGAGUAGUAUCCUCACCACCAUCAGCAAGACAAGGAAUGCUGUUGCAAACCUCAUAAAGACGUCCAGUUGUUGGUAAAGGAUUCAAGAUGGGUAAGAAGAAGGCUGGAAAUCCUGGUCUGGGGAGGAGCCUCAUGAAGGACAAGCAAUCAAAGAAGAACAGGCCAGGGACUUCAUUGCUCCACACGUCAGAGAUUAACGAUGGACAAGACUGGAACCGCAUCAACUUCCAGUCCAUCACUGAGCAGACUCACGUUGAUGAAUUCUUGGCUACGGCAGAGCUGGCCGGGACGGAGUUUCAGGCCGAGAAGUUAAACAUCAAAUUUGUGCGCAUGGCCACUCAAGUUGGGAUGCCGACGGAGGAGGAGAAGAAGAAGAUCCACGCUGCUCAGGAGGCCAACAAGGAGAUGCUGAGUAUCCCCCGCAGGCCGCCCUGGAACGUAACCACCACCCCGGAGGAGCUGGCGGAGGCGGAGCGCAGCAGCUUCCUCUCGUGGCGCAGGAACUUGGCUAAGCUGCAGGAGGUGGACGGCAUCACCAUGACCCCCUAUGAGAGGAACCUGGAGUUUUGGAGGCAGUUGUGGAGGGUCAUAGAGAGAAGUGAUGUAGUCGUCCAAAUCGUGGAUGCUCGCAACCCUUUCCUAUUCCGCUGUGAAGACCUGGAAGCCUACGUCAAGGAGGUGGACCCCAACAAGGAGAACCUGCUGCUGGUAAACAAGUCGGACUUCUUGACGGAGGCUCAGAGGGAGAUGUGGGCCGAGUACUUCAGGCAGCAAGGCAUCCAGGCGGUAUUUUUCUCAGCUCUAAGUGGCCAGGAACUUGACGAUAUUAGGGAAGAAGAGGAACAGGCCAGAAAUGCCGAGACCAGGGCAAGCACAGAGGACCAGGACAGAACGAGGCUGGACAGCGAGACGAGUGAGGGCGAGGAAACGCAGAUGUCGAAUAUCGAAGCGUGUCGGCAGGACCUGGAAACCCUCACUGUGAGCCUAAACAAGCAGAAUGAGAGUGUAUCCUCCCCUCUGACUCCACCCACAGAAACCACACCAGCAGAACACACCAGCUCCUCUGUGGCUAACCCCUCCGAGAGUCCAAGUAAAUUUGUGACCUCUAGUAACCUUCUAAGCCGCAGCGAGUUGAUUGAAGUCUUCCGCACGAUCUACACGAAGAGGCGCCUCCUGGGCAAGGCCGUCACCAUGGGGUUGGUCGGCUACCCUAACGUGGGCAAGAGCUCCACCAUCAACUGUCUCAUGCAGGGGAAGAAGGUGUCGGUGUCGGCCACUCCGGGGAAAACUAAGCACUUCCAGACGCUGUUCCUGACGGAGGACAUUAUGCUGUGCGACUGCCCCGGCCUCGUAUUCCCGGCCUUCGUCACCACCAAGCAGGAAAUGAUCAUCUCGGGCAUCCUACCCAUUGACCAGAUGCGAGACGAGGUUCCGCCCAUCAACCUAGUGUCCAGCAGGAUCCCUCGAGAUGUCUUUGAGGGCACCUACGGCAUCACCCUUCCCCAGCCCAUGGAGGGAGAGGAUCCCAACCGCCCCCCCACCUCUGAGGAACUCCUGAACGCCUAUGGAUUCAUGCGUGGCUUCAUGACCCAACGAGGCCUCCCGGACAACCCUCGCUCCGCCCGCUACAUCCUCAAGGACUUCGUGAACGGCAAGCUGCUGUACGCCCAUGCCCCGCCCUCCGUGCCCCAGGGGGAGUACCACAUACACACCAUCUUCAAGAUGAAGAAAAAUGCCAAACAGACAGUGCUUACUCCACAGCAGAUUGCAACCCAGCCGUUCAAGGUGCGGCCGGAGACAGUUGACAGGAAGUUCUUCGGAGCAGCGUCACCACAGUACCACAUCAAAGGCAUCAACACUGGAGCAUACAAACAAACCAGCAAUGGUCCCGUGCCUGGUACAAAACAACCCAGACAGAAGAAUUUCAAGAAGAGGGAGAAGCUGAGGCGGAGAUUUGCACACCUGGACGAAUGAUAGCCAAAGAAAACGCUGACAUAUAAUCGUUUGGGGCUUUAUUAUGACAAUAGUGAAGGUAUAUUAUUUACAAA
Molecule: messenger RNA, 2237 nt
Organism: Eriocheir sinensis (Chinese mitten crab)
Lineage: Eukaryota; Metazoa; Arthropoda; Malacostraca; Decapoda; Varunidae
Gene: Ns3
Product: large subunit GTPase 1 homolog
Exons: 12
Coding region: 277-2163 (628 amino acids)
Biological process (GO): ribosomal subunit export from nucleus
Cellular component (GO): cytosol
Molecular function (GO): GTPase activity; GTP binding
Source: RefSeq, a predicted model, not a curated record